AUGGCCAACGAGCUUGCUGCGCUCUCCUCUUUGGUAUCUAAAGGCACUGAGACCAUCAUCCAAACGUACUCAGAUCGUGGUCGAACAUUCCCCACGCUCGACGACCCGAAGGGCCCCUCUGCCAUCGAGGAUGAUCGCCAACUCGCGGAAACCAUCAAUAUCGUUCUUGCGGCUGCUGCUCAACUCAUCGAGAUGCUGCGCAAACCGUCGGAUGUUAUCAUGGACACGGUUUACGCAAUGCAUGUCACUCCUGCCCUCAGGAUCGCUGUAGAGACCGGAAUUGCGGAGCUUCUUAGAGAAUCUGAACCAGAGGGCCUUCACAUUGACGACUUCGGUAAAUUUAUAGAUGUCGACAAAGACAAGCUAGGUCGCUGUCUACGGUUUUUGUGUGCACGCCAUAUCUUCAAGGAAGUCAGGCCCAAUGUUUUUGCCAACAACAGAAUAUCGGCUAUGCUUGACACCGGCAAGCCUCAUGAAGCGAUCAGGUCUCGUCCGCUUGAUAAAUUCGAGAAUAUCGCUGAUGGAACUAUGGCAGCCUUCGUGUCUCAUGCUGCAUGCGAUCCUCUGUCUCGGGGCUCUGUCGAAUUAGUGUCAUAUCUACUUGACCCCGCCUCGUCCUACUCCACUGAUCCGAAGAUAACCCCCUUCUCUCGUGGCGUAGGCGAACCGAGUGAUUGGUUUGACUACAUCGAACGUCCCGGCAAUGAAAGACUUCUCAAGAACUUCGGUGCCGCCAUGAACGUUAGCACCUUCUUGUUCCCGAAGGACGUCGUCACAACUGCGUUCGACUGGGGUUCACUGGAGAAAAACGAGGUCGUCGUGGAUGUUGGCGGCGGUAUCGGUAGUUGCACAUUGCCGUUGGCGCGUGCUUUUCCUCACCUUAAGUAUGUGGUACAGGACCGUGCACCCGUCGUCGAGCAGGGUCUCAAGUUCUGGGAAUCCGAGCAUCCGUUGGCCUUGAAAGAGGGACUGGUCCGGCUUGAGGCUCAUGACUUUUUCCAACCUCAACCAAUCCACGAGCCACGUGUCUUCCUGUUGCGGUUUGUGCUGCAUGAUUGGCCAGAUGUGCCCUCUCGACGCAUUUUGCAGCAUCUUCGCCAAGCCGCUGGCCCUUCGACGAGGGUGAUCUUGCUCGAAUGGAUUGUUCCGUAUACGUGCACUGUACCCGACAAUGACAGUAUCAAGAAUGUUCCCGGGAGCGAGUCCCCACCCGUCCCAUACCCCCUUCUUCCUUCGCUGGGGCCUGCAUCCUCUCACAUAUAUUUCGCCGACAUGAGGAUGAUGAACUCCUGCAAUGCUCAGGAGAGGACAAUUGGUCAGUGGAUUAAGGUUGCUGAAGGGACGGGUUGGAAGUUAGAGAGUGUGAAGCGUGGCCCGCUUUGUGCUUUGAUCUAUCGCCCGGAAUAG
Molecule: messenger RNA, 1407 nt
Organism: Stereum hirsutum FP-91666 SS1
Lineage: Eukaryota; Fungi; Basidiomycota; Agaricomycetes; Russulales; Stereaceae
Product: S-adenosyl-L-methionine-dependent methyltransferase
Exons: 11
Coding region: 1-1407 (468 amino acids)
Molecular function (GO): O-methyltransferase activity
Source: RefSeq, a predicted model, not a curated record